Messenger RNA from Epithele typhae, 1563 nucleotides. RefSeq lists its product as uncharacterized. The record is from RefSeq and is a predicted model, not a curated record. NCBI's taxonomy places the organism in Eukaryota, Fungi, Basidiomycota, Agaricomycetes, Polyporales, Epitheliaceae. The coding region runs from base 1 to 1563 and encodes 520 amino acids. The transcript is spliced from 9 exons.
AUGUGGGACGACUGCGAAGAUGAGCUCAGAUGCGAGACUUUCGAUGCAGCUGCCAGGUUAAAGAUUAGGUCGUUGACCUUCGACCAUUUCUAUUAUCCUGCGAAUGGUUUCGAAGACAUCUUGUCGACCAUGCCCCAGAGGUUCUCUCCCAUCCCUCUCAUUCAUCUCAGCAUCAGAUUCGUUCCAGAUCUGUUUAAAGACCUUGCCAUGGAUCCCCUCACAGCGUGCAAGAGGCUAGGGCAGAAGCUGGCAGAGUUCAUUCCUACCCUCAUGGUUCUGGAACUGGAGGUUCUUGACGCAGAUGACGAUGAAGAAAGAGUCGUUCAGUGGUGGAGAAUCGAGCGUCGAGAGGAGGUCCCACGGUUGGAAGAGAUAUGGAGUGAGGUUGGGGAGGCAGCUGUUCAGUUGAUUCAGAGGAAGGCCUUCAAGCUGCAGGCUCUGGAAGUGGAGGUGAUGUGGCGAUCAUCGGCUCGGUGGGAGUGUGAUAAACGGGUGAGCUUUCAUUACAUCUUUCAAUGCGCGAUGUGGAGGGGCGGCUUUUCAAAACAACACGCAAUGGACGUCCUCGACCACCUCUGGGCCCACCGCGAGUCCACCUCUGGCUGGCCUAUUGAGAGCCACGAGGACGUUCUCGCCCCCUGGCUCUACUGGUUAUCCUUCACCCCCGAAAAACUCGCUACCUGCUCGCCCGCCCUCCGCACUAUGCUUGCAAAUCACGUCGGGUCGUACACCAUGGGCAGCGGGCAGGCGUGGAGCGACCGGAUGAUGAGCCUGAGGGCGUGGCAGGACGGGGCCACGGACGGGCACACGCUUGCCGUGCACGCGAGGCUAGAGAACUCGCCAUUCUCGGCCACGGCCCAUCCCCUCUUCUUGACCUCUCCCCUCCCGUUCCGGGAGCCGAGUGAUGCGAUGGACGAGCUGAACGCGUACCGCGCCCACUCCUUCCUGGACGCAUACGCCAUCAAGCACACAGGGCGCGCGCGUGGCGGGAGGUGCAAGGUGGACAUGUGGAGGGAGGAGGAGAAUGCCGAGGUGCAGGCGUGGAAGGCGGAGAUCUUGGCGAGGAGGGCGGUGGAGGGCGAUGAAGACGAAAACACGGACCUCGACGUUGAACUAGACGGCAACGACGACAACCGCCACUCCGACCACCACCAUGACCACGAGAUGGACGACACGCAAGGCGGAGCGGCACAUAUCGACCGUGUGCACCGACAGGUCCAGGACGGGCUCGACACGGACAUUGAAGAGCUCAUCGACGCGGUCUCGAGCAAGGACGACGAAGAACACAAGCCGGAGGAUGCGCCCUCGCGCGCGCGAGCCCGACAGACUCGGACAUGGACAUCGGGCGGACGUGCUCUGAGGUCGAAGACGUCUUCAUCACCGGCGAGGUUGCUUCUUUGUCACAUAUGCCAGAACGAGCUGAACCGGCGCGUCCUGGCUGCUACGCUCUCGGCCUGUGCCUGCGCUUCCAGCGCGCGCGCGUCUGCCACCGCCGUGGCCCGUGACGUCCACAAGCGGGAGCGUGAGCACCUCCAGGCGCGCGCGCACCGCAUGCCGUCGUGA